UUAUACUGAAUCGGCGGUUACAUUUCCCAUGGCAGCCGGUUGUACGUACCGGAUUGACCCGAUGGUGUCCUUCAUCGGCAAAAGCUGCCGCCUCGCUGUAUAACACUGCUACAACAACAUCAUAUGAUAGAGUUGCUUUGUAUAAUUAAAGAGAAUAGAAUAAUUUUUUAUUCAACCAUGUACAAUCUCAACCAAUCCCGGGUGUCAAGGGGUGGCCAUUCCCCACACAAUUUAUUGCACGAUAAUUGAAAUUUAUUAAAAUUAAUAGAACGAGUGAGCACCAGAUAAAAUCUGGAGGCACAAACAACAAGUGGGUAAAUUAGAUUGUGAGUGUUCUUAGUUCGACACAACGACCAGUUGGUGGCAAAUCAAUUGAGAAGAGCAGUCAACAAGCCAUCUUCGCCACAUAUAAUUCAGGCAAAAGAAAAGGAUAUACAUCUUAUAGAUUGAAUAAUCAAUAAUGUUACGUUUAGGAGUGCAAACGUUUUUUAAAACGCAACUUCAAAGUCGCGCAAUGUCUUCGUUAUUGCUUUCAAAAGGUUUGAUUGAUGGAAAAUGGGUUUCGGCAAGCAGCGGUGAACAAUUCGAGGUAAAAAAUCCAGCAAAUGGACAAGUUAUAGGAAGUGUUCCUAAUAUGAAUGCUAAGGAUGCUCAGCUAGCCAUAGAUGCAGCAAAGCGGGCAUUCUAUUCCAAUGAAUGGUCUGGCCUUACAGCAAAACAAAGAUCUCAAUUGUUAAAGAACUGGUAUCAUCUUAUUGAAAAGAAUACACAAGAAAUUGCCGAAAUUAUGACAGCAGAAUCUGGCAAACCUAUUAAUGAGUCUAAAGGUGAGGUUGUUUAUGGUAAUUCAUUCAUGGAAUGGUUUGCCGAGGAAGCUAGGCGCAUUUACGGGGAAAUUGUCCCAGCACCAGUACAGAAUCGGGAAUUAAUGGUCCUGAAACAACCCCUUGGCGUGGCUGCUCUUAUAACACCUUGGAACUUCCCAUUGGCUAUGAUUACCCGCAAGGCAGGAGCAGCUUUAGCAGCAGGCUGCACAGUUGUCAUAAAACCUGCAGAGGAUACACCUUUGACUGCACUUGCUGUUGCAAAGCUUGCACAAGAUGCUGGUAUACCAAAAGGUGUGGUUAAUGUUGUGACUACCAAUAAAGCAGCACCCAUUGGUGAUCUGUUUUGUAAAAGUCCCGAUGUUCAUGGGAUUUCUUUUACCGGUUCAACAGAAGUGGGCAAAAUCCUGUACCGCCAAUCCGCUGAUGGCGUUAAGAAAGUUUCUCUUGAACUAGGUGGCAAUGCUCCGUUCAUAGUCUUCGAUUCGGCAAAUGUAGAGAAAGCAGUUGAGGGAGCAAUGGCAUCCAAAUUCCGCAACUGUGGUCAAACAUGCGUUUCUGCAAAUAGAUUCUUUGUUCAAGAAGGAAUUUAUGAUAAAUUCAUUGAAGGACUAAAAGCGCGAGUGGAAUCACUGAAAAUUGGGCACGGUAGUAGUGCCGACACACAGAUUGGACCCCUAAUCAAUACAAUGCAAUACAAUAAAAUCUGCGGAUUCGUUGAAGAUGCCGUAAACAAAAAUUGCAAAGUCAUAUCCGGUGGUAAACCCCUAAAGGAUGUGGGUGAAUUAUUUUAUGCCCCAACAAUUAUAUCCGAUAUUGCACCAGAAGCAAAAAUAUACAACGAGGAAGUUUUCGGACCUAUUGUUUCAAUAAUAAAAUUCAAGACUGAAGAAGAAGCACUCAAAAUAGCUAAUGCUUCGCAACGUGGCUUAGCUGGUUACUUCUUCAGCGAAGAUAUUCAACAAGUAUUUCGAGUGGCAAGACGCUUAGAAGUGGGAAUGGUGGGAGUCAAUGAAGGUCUAAUCUCCGCAGCCGAAGCUCCCUUUGGUGGUGUGAAAGAGUCUGGUAUAGGCCGCGAAGGAUGCCAUCACGGUAUUGAUGAGUACACCGAAAUAAAAUACAUAUGUUUGGGCAAUUUAAAAUAUAAUUGAAUUGAUACAAGUACAUUAGGUAUAAUAGCACCGCAGCAGCUUUAAAUUCUGGUAUCAAAGUCUUCCACAAUGCAAAGAUUGAAUUAUUGUUGUCGUCGUAUCCCUAUAGAUAAUAUAUAUUUUAAGAAAUCGUUUAACUCAGUUGCCAUUAGCCAUUAUAAGUUGUUAAUAAACAGAAAAUAGUAAUGAAAGUAAUAUAAUUAAAACAAA
Molecule: messenger RNA, 2185 nt
Organism: Stomoxys calcitrans (stable fly)
Lineage: Eukaryota; Metazoa; Arthropoda; Insecta; Diptera; Muscidae
Gene: Ssadh
Product: succinate-semialdehyde dehydrogenase, mitochondrial
Exons: 4
Coding region: 461-1975 (504 amino acids)
Molecular function (GO): succinate-semialdehyde dehydrogenase (NAD+) activity
Source: RefSeq, a predicted model, not a curated record